Messenger RNA from Penaeus chinensis, 2536 nucleotides. RefSeq names its product clumping factor B-like. Gene Ontology annotation, molecular function: structural constituent of chitin-based larval cuticle. The transcript is spliced from 2 exons. Lineage: Eukaryota; Metazoa; Arthropoda; Malacostraca; Decapoda; Penaeidae. The record is from RefSeq and is a predicted model, not a curated record. Gene Ontology annotation, cellular component: chitin-based extracellular matrix. The coding region runs from base 112 to 1443 and encodes 443 amino acids.
CUCUCGUCGCAGGAGGCGGGAGGGAGACAGUAUAUAAAGGUCGACCGCCCCGUAGCAAAGGUCAGUCCGAAGUUAGUCCGAGUGGUGGGAGCAAGCGGACUUCAGAGCAUCAUGGGUACACAGUGGGUAGUAGUGGUGGUGGCAGUCGCGGCUUGUGUCCUGCACAGCCCCGAGGCCAGGCCCACCCAGACGUCUCCAUCCAAAGCGGCCUCUUCGCCCUCCUCCCCGAAAACCUCCGUCCGCCUCCAAAACCUGUCCCAGACGGUGAAGGGCGACCUCAACCGCGUGUGGAACUCACAGCUCGACCGACAGCGGACCAAGGUCAACCUGCCCGAUAACACAGUCAAGUUCUUCGACCGCCCAGGCGAGGGCCGCUAUCUCUACGGCUUCGAGGCUGGCGACGACGGCCGUACACACAUGCAGGCCUCCGACGGCAAGGGCCAGACCGUCGGGAAAUACUCGUACACCGACGCCAACGGCAAGGAGAUCGAGGUGCACUACGUGUCCGACGACAGCGGGUUCAGGGUGAUCAGCAACAACCUUCCCGAAGACACCGAGGACGUGAAGAAAGCCAAGGAGGAAUUCUUCAAGUUCUUCGAAGAGAGGAAAGCCGCUCAUCAGGCAGACAGAGACAACGCCGCCGUGGUCGAGAUGAUCGGAAAGUCGGCCGUUCCUGUGGCCGCUGCGUCGACGGCGGCCAAGGCUGCUGUGGCGGAGGAAGAAGAGGAAGGCGACGGAGGGGAAGAAGGUGAAGGAGAGGAAGGGGAAGGAGAAGAAGAGGAAGGAGAAGAAGAGGAAGAAGAGGAGGAGGAAGAGGAAGAAGGAGAGGAGGAGGAGGAAGAAGAAGAAGAGGAGGAGGAGGAAGAGGAGGAGGAAGAGGAAGACGAGGAUGAGGAGGAAGAAGAAGACGAGGAGGAGGAAGAUGAUGAGGAAGAAGAUGAAGAUGAAGAAGAAGACGACGACGAAGAUGAGGAAGAGGAGGAAGAUUCGGAUGAAGAGGAAGAGGAAGAUUCGGAUGAAGAGGAAGAUUCGGACAGCUCUUCCUCAUCAGAAGAAGACAGCAGCAGCAGCAGUGAGGAGGACAGCGAUGAGGAGGAAGACAGCGAUGAAGAUGAGGAAGAAGAUGAUGAUGACGAAGAAGAAGAUGAAGGGGAGGAAGACGAUGAAGAAGAAGAAGAUGAUGAUGAAGAAGAAGAGGACGACGACGACGAUGAGGACGAAGAGGAUUCCGAAGAAGGGGAUGACGAGGACAGCAGUUCGUCUUCCUCCUCCUCCUCCUCCUCUUCCUCUUCCUCAGAGGAAGAUGACGAUGAAGAAGACAGUGACGAGGAGGACGAGGACACCAUGAGCGAGCAGAGUUUACUCAGCAAGUUCCAGAAGGAUUUCGGCCGGAGACUUUACACCACAAAGAUCAAUUUCCCCGGCACAGCCAACACGAUCUGAUAGGGAGAAAGGUCCUUUAUAUUUUCUUUUCCUCAGAUUUUGACCUUAUGGAAGUCGAAAAGGGAGAAAAUUAAGUUCCGAUGUCACGUAUCUUCUUGGUAUCAGCUGACUCCGGUCGAUUUAUUUUUCUCCCUCAAGUAACAUGUGUGUAUAGUUUCUUGAAGAUGGUGUUCAAUAGGAGGUUACUCGUGCCUUCAAUUCAUCCUUUGUACAGUGCUAUAGUAUUUAUGUACAUUCGUGUUGUGCUGUUCCUCGUUUUCCUGCGCUGUUGGGGACAAAAUGGUGCUGUUCUCGCUCCCUCCUAAUACUCCUGAUGGGGAUCCUUCCUUGAAUUUCAAAAUUCCUUCACAAAUCCAUUUCUUUGGAAGAAAAGUCUUUCGAUAAAAAAGAAAAAAAAUCUUCUUGCAAGGUCUUCCAAAUCAGUGAUACAAAUGAGAAUAUAAAGUUCGUCUUCUCUUCUUUUUUUUUCAAAACUGCGAAAGAAGGAACCUCAACUGGAGAUCAGUCUUGGAUAGAAAUCUCCUCUUGGUAAUCCAUGAAGAUGCUGAUGAAGUAGAUGUUUGAGUCGCAUGAGAUGAAAAUGAUACCGUGCGUUCGUUUGCUCUUUUUUUUAUGAUUAUUUUCUUUCACUACCGGACCAAAUGUAUCAUGGUUUCGCCAACAAGGAAGUUCUACCAAAGGUUACCAUUUACUUCUGCCAGAGAUUGACAAAGAAUAUAGCAGUUUUAGAUAACAUUUGUAGUAGAUAAUGCUCUUGUGAUUUCCUCUCCAAACCCUGUAUUGUCUUUCCCUUAAAGGUUUUACUUCAUGUUGACCGCUCUUCCCACGAAAUAAAUUCCUCAAGCUAGUCUCUUCAUGCAAAGCUGAAUAUACGUUUUGGAAUUCCAGAAAAUAAUAUAAUGUAAAAUAUAUAUCGCUAUUUUCAUAAACGCAUUUUAAAAGGACAUAAACGACAACUUUGAACAAGACUAGCAUGAGGAAACAUUAGCAAGGAUACGAACUACUGCAGCUCUGUAGUGCCCACUUUAUAAAAAAAAAAAGAAUUAUAUAUUUUUUAAAAAGUUCUUGUAAAACAAUAAACUACAAAAUGUAA